AAGCAGGUACCUUGGUAUUCGACGACCACAUUCCAGCAACAACAAAGCGCAUUACCUACAAUUACCUGCAUAAAGAGACAACACCAACCAUGUAUCCACUUUUUAUAUGUCCUGUGUUCGCAGUACUUGUCGCAGCUUUUGCGCAAGAUAUGCAGCAGGCGCCUAAGAAUGUAGUUCGCGACGAAGGACCUUUAGCAUACCAAUCGAAUAGUACACUGCAGGUAGACUUGGGGUAUGCAAUAUAUGAAGGAAUCGCCAAUACCUCUACCGGGCUAAAUACAUUCAAGGGUAUCCGUUUCGCCGCCCCACCAGUAGGAUCACUGCGCUGGCAACCGCCUCAACCACCAAUUGUCAAUCGCACUUCCAUUCAGAAAGCAGGAUCCUACAGCGCACAAUGCCCCCAAAGCUUGGACGCCGUUCCCGGCCAGAAGUAUCUGCUUGGUGACGAAGACUGUUUGUUUCUGAACGUAUAUGCUCCCAAUAACGCUGUUAAUCUACCCGUACUAGUAUGGAUUCACGGUGGCGGUUAUGGGUUUUUCCAUGGAAAGCAGGACUUCAGCGAGAUCAUAAACACGAACAACAACAGUUUUAUUGGCGUGGGUAUCCAGUAUCGACUCGGCGCAUUUGGUUUCCUAUCAUCCGACGAAGUGUUCCGAUACGGUACAGUAAAUGCCGGUCUUUUGGACCAGAACUUUGCUCUUCAAUGGAUUCAGAAGCACAUCUCCUCAUUUGGAGGUGAUCCCUCGCAGGUAACAAUCUCGGGUAUCUCAGCAGGCGCUGGUUCAGUGAUGCUGCAUGACAUAUCAUACGGAGGAACACUGGGCACUACUUUAUUUACCAACUCUAUCACCUCAUCGCCGUACCUUCCAACACAAUACAAGUACAAUGACUUUGUUCCUACCCAAGCCUACUACGCUUUCGCAACCGCUGCGGGGUGUCCACCCACCUAUGCUUAUGGCCGUAAUUCACAAACGAUAUUUAACUGUCUUCAAAAGCAAGACACGGAAAUUCUGAAACAAGCUUCGCAUAAUGUUUCCACAACUGGAGGGUCCUUCGGGUCAUGGGCCUUCCUCCCUGUAACCGACGGGAAUUUCUUGCAAGAAACACCUAGCCAAGCGCUUCUCAAGAGAAAAGUCAAUGGGCUCAGACAUCUCACAGCUGACAUGGCGGAAGAAGGACCAGCCUACACCCCUCAAAGCAUUAGUACCGAAGAAGACCUCAAAGCAUGGAUCGAACAAGCAUUUCCACUUCUAACCUCGGAAGACGUGCAAAAGAUUCUCCAACAGUACCCCUACACACCGCUAAAUAACGGAAACGAUACAAUACCCGAAUAUCCUACAGCAGGGGAUUCCGGUGCAACCUCGAUAAUGACAAGUCAGAUAGCUUCAGGCCACACUCAACGCGCCAACGCCAUCCUCGGUGAAACAACUUUAUACUGUCCAGGAUACUGGCUCGCAAGCGCAUACAGCUCUUCGACUUCGUCCAAUUCUCCCCCCAACAAACAAUAUCACAGCUGGAAAUAUCAAUUCUCAGUUCCCACCGCACUUCACGGCUACGAUCUAGAGGCCUACUUUGGCCCUGCACGACAGAACCAGGGUCCGGACCUCACUCGCGCCUUGCAAACGGCAUGGGGUAACUUCGUACGUUUCGGAAACCCUUCUAUACCUUCAUUUCUUGCAUAUGGCGCGUCAUCUUCCAAUUCUACAAACUCUUCGCAUCCGUUGGCGGAUUGGCCUGAAUACUCGAGUGCGAACCCGCAGAUGGCCAAUUUCAAUCAGUCGGGUGGCACCCCGUAUCAAUUUCUGGCGGUAGAGACGGCGACGCAGGGAGGCUUGACUGUUGUUGGGAAGGAAGAGAAGUGGGUGACGAUAUAUGGGGAACCGGGGCUGAAGAAUGAUUUUAGACUUGUCGAUGCAUGGUCGUGGGAAGGCGGUAGGGGGUCGAGAUGUGAUUUUUGGAGAUCAAUCGCGGCGAAUGUGCCUGAGUGA
Periconia digitata is the source of this 1988-nucleotide messenger RNA. NCBI's taxonomy places the organism in Eukaryota, Fungi, Ascomycota, Dothideomycetes, Pleosporales, Periconiaceae. The record is from the annotation of a GenBank genome assembly.